AUCCAGUCCAGAUGUAUUUGAAUCCCGUAUGGAAAAAAGAAAUGAAGUGAAACAGCAGCCCCUGGGAUAUUCUAAGCAAGGAGAGUUUGUCAGAUGCAUGGAGGAAAAGGCAGAAGGCUUGGGCACAAAGACAUCAAAGGGAGGAUUCACAAAGGAUAAGACUCUUGAUUCGAUUCUUAAUGUUGAGAUGGUGAAAGAUAAAUCAGCGGAGGAGAUAAAACAGAUUUGGAAUCAGUAUUUUGCUGCAAAAGAUACGGUUUAUGCUGUUAUUCCUGCAGAGAAGUUUGACUUACUAUGGAGGAGAGCCCAGAAAUGUCCAUCGUUUCUGUAUGCUUUGCCAAGAAAAGAAGGCUAUGAGUUCUUUGUGGGGCAGUGGUCAGGAACAGAAUUACACUUCACAUCGCUAAUAAACAUUCAGACUCAAGGUGAAACUGCUCCUAGCCAGUUGGUCUUGUACCAUUAUCCUGAGCUGCAGAAGGAAAAAGGGAUAGUAUUAAUGACAGCAGAAAUGGACUCAAAGUUCUUGGUGGUCCAUGAAGCACAGUGCUUGGCGAAUCAGGUGCAGCUUUUCUAUGCGACAGAUCGUUCCGAGACCUUCGAAUUAGUGGAGACCUUCAACCACAGAUCUAAUGAAUUUAAAUACAUGUCAGUUAUAGCAGAGCUGGAGCAAAGUGGACUUGGAAGAGAACUGAGACCUGGUCAGGUUUCUGACAAGUCAUAGAGCCUGACCUGUGGGUGAAGCAAGCCAGGAACAGGCAGAGGGUUUCCCAGACGGGAUGGUCCUGUCUCUCUUGUUUUACAGAUUUGGUUUGGCUGCAGAAAGGAUUUGGAGACAUCCUACGACUGUGAUAGACAAGCCUGUCUGGCACUGAUGCAAGAUGAGGACUUGGGCCAUUUGAACGACAAUAACUAAUUACCAAAAUGGAGCCUGUAUGUCAGUGUAACUUCAUCAGAACGAGCCAUUUUCCCAUCCUGAAACUUACUGCUGUGUGCUGUAUUUUUGAAAUCUGAAAUAAAGUGACAGAAGGGGA
Pterocles gutturalis (yellow-throated sandgrouse) is the source of this 1031-nucleotide messenger RNA. It is a transcript of the gene ATPAF1, whose product is annotated as ATP synthase mitochondrial F1 complex assembly factor 1. NCBI's taxonomy places the organism in Eukaryota, Metazoa, Chordata, Aves, Pterocliformes, Pteroclidae. Gene Ontology annotation, cellular component: mitochondrion. The annotation marks the transcript as partial. The record is from RefSeq and is a predicted model, not a curated record. The transcript has 8 exons. Gene Ontology annotation, biological process: mitochondrial proton-transporting ATP synthase complex assembly.